AUGGGAAGUGAUGAGACUCAACGGUUAUUGCUUUCCGAGACAAGGGACCAUUCUCAUGUCAAUGAGAAAAAUGACCUUCUUCAGAGAAGGCGAACGCGGCGUGGUGGCACUUCAGACACAGAGAUUGAACAGAAUGGUGACCUCCAAACCCCUUUACACCCUCAAUCAAUAUAUGAAACACAAGAAGCAGAACUCAACUUUAAGCCAGUAUUCUUCUAUUUAGCAGCAUACUUAGGCAUAGAAAAUUUUAUGUUACAUUUUCAUCAUUUAUACUUUAUUUUUGCUACAAAAAAAUCCAAGAGCCCUUCACCGGCUUUUUCAUCAAGAUUUUCAAAUGAGAAUUUGGAAACAUCUCCAAAGGCAAAUAGUGCAAGAAAGAAUACAGUAGUGGAAACAAACAAGGGCCACAAAUAUGAUAGAAUGAGGAAGGACAAUUUUUCUGGUGUCAUUCCUAAAGAACUUGGAGAUCUAGAUAAUCUGGAGUUGUUGGAUUUAAGGGUGAAUAACUUGAUUGGAAAUAUCCCUGCAGAAACCGGAAGGAUGUUGUUAAAACAAUUAUUGGUUCAUGACAAUAAAUUUGAGGGUAGCGAUUCUCAAGAGCUCAACAACAUGGGACUGCCUUCUAAAUCGCUAGUUAUUGACAACUAUUCGUCUCCCCUGGCAAGUUUGUUUCAGUGCAAGAAUAGAAAGUUUGCACACUGCGCGUGGUAUAGAGAUCUCAAGCAAUGGAACAAGGCAGAGUUUUUGGUUGUUCCAAUCAAAGGAGCACUUAAAAGAUACCUUAAUGCCAUGGCUCUGCCACUGUAUGUUGACAACUUUUUUUUUACCAAUUUCAAUCUGAGACAACGACGACAAUAA
Molecule: messenger RNA, 858 nt
Organism: Vicia faba (fava bean)
Lineage: Eukaryota; Viridiplantae; Streptophyta; Magnoliopsida; Fabales; Fabaceae
Source: the annotation of a GenBank genome assembly